GGAGGUCAUGAGAGUAGCUCGCCGCCAUGACGCCGAGCCGUCCGCCUGGGACGCAGGUUCAGUUGGGACGCCUCCCCCAUCCUCCCCUGCCAUCGCUGAUGCAUCUUGGGCUUGCUCUUGUCCUCAUCUUCUUCCUCCUCCUUGCCCUCCCCGCCCGCGCCGUGGCGCGCGCGCCACAUGGCGAGGCCAGGCGGUGAGGGCCCGCCAGGGAGCGUGGCCGCCCGUUCUUCGGCCACGCCCGCGGCGGCCGCGGCGGCGGUGGCCGCCGUCCCGGCGGCGGCCGCGGCGGCGGACUCGGAGGUGGAUGCCGACGUGAAAGGCGCACCAGAGUCUGGCGCAGCCGCUUCGACGCAGCCCCAGGCGGGAAAGUACGCGGGCAUGGUGGACCGCAUGGUGCAGCGCUGGGCCGGGGUUCGGCAGCCUGCCGGGCGGUCGCCGCGGGACGACCACACGCGCCAGACCACGAGCCGCGCGAAGAUCCGGGCAGAGCGUAUCGUGGGGCACGUCGUGCAGGAGAGCCCGCGUACGUUGCCGGUGUCGCACGAGUGCGACGUGCUCGGCCUCGGGCGGGGCCCUGGAGGCCUCGUCGGCG
Molecule: messenger RNA, 592 nt
Organism: Prorocentrum cordatum
Lineage: Eukaryota; Dinophyceae; Prorocentrales; Prorocentraceae
Source: the annotation of a GenBank genome assembly